AUGGCUAGAAUGCAAGCAAAUAAAGAUAAAGUUGCCAGGUGGAAUAUUGCUGAUAUAUGUCCUAGAAUUAAGGAUAUAUUGCAUAAAAAUCAAGUGGGUGUUGCGGAGUUCAUUCCUAGAAAAUCAAAUGAGUGGAACUACGAGAUUAUAGGGGCAAGCAUACAUGAUAAGUGGGCUGUGGACUUGCUAAACAAAAUAUGCAGUUGUAGGAAAUGGGAUCUGACAGGAAUUCCUUGCAAGCAUGCCAUUGCUGCAAUUUGGGCUAAAAAAGAUGAGAUUAAUUCCUAUGCUCAUAAUUGCUACAAGGUGGAAACAUAUAAUGACUUUGCUAUUCUUCCUAUGAAUGGUCAGCAUAUGUGGCCUAAGUCCAGCAACGUGCCUCCUUUGCCUCCACAACUAGUAAGAACAAGCACAAAAGGAAGAAAGCAAAAAUUAAGGAGAAAAGAACCAGAUGAAGUAGGAGCAAUUAGAACUAAAAUGAAAAGAAAGCAGAAUUCUUUGCUUUGUAGCUUAUGUCAUAAUGCUGGCCACAAUAAAAGAACAUGCAAAUUUAAUAUUGUUCAGCCAGAUUCCCAAGUUGAUGAGUCUUCAUCUUAUGCUCCAGCCUCGUCAACUCGUGCAAAGCUUCCGGUAAGAAGAGGACACGUGGCGCAUGAACAUAUGCAAUGUGCUCAAGAAUUUGAUUCUUAACAUGACUGAAGUUCUGAUAUUGUUGCUGCUGAAAUAUUGAUAUUUUGUUGCUGAAAUGGUGAUAUUUUGCUGUUGAAAUGCUGGAAUGAGUACUUUUGCCGCUGAAAUGCCGAAUUUUUGCUGUUGAUAUGCUGAUUUCGCUGUUGAAAAUGCUGUUUUCGCUGCUGAAAUGCUGAUAUUUUCGCUGUUGAAAUGCUGGAAUUCUGUAUUUUUGUUGCUGAAAUGC
Molecule: messenger RNA, 916 nt
Organism: Nicotiana attenuata
Lineage: Eukaryota; Viridiplantae; Streptophyta; Magnoliopsida; Solanales; Solanaceae
Exons: 2
Coding region: 1-690 (229 amino acids)
Molecular function (GO): zinc ion binding
Source: RefSeq, a predicted model, not a curated record